GCACCGCCUUACGUGUCGUCAUGUGUCUUUUAGUAUAGAUGUGUAGGGUCUGCGGAGAGGAGUCGGUAAAAUUGGUUGUUUUCAGGGUUUUGUUUGUGUGGUAGGAAGCGCUACAGUAACGGGUUUACGGCAAAGAGAAAUAUUGAACACACAAUUCGCUGUUCAGUCGCACAUUUUAAAUUCAAAUAGUUCAUAGUGCGAAUAUUCAAUCACACCUGUUCUGUCCAGAAUUUUUCCACUUUACAAAUUGUGUUAUAAUAUAAUAUUCAUGCUUGGCCGGAAAGCUGUUUCUACUUCUAGGGGACUAAUUUUUUGCUGCUCUCAAUCCGCUGGAAAACUCAGUUUAAGACAGCUGUGCAGGAUGUCUUUCAGGCCAGUGGCAGCAGUCUGUCAGGUGAACUCUACACCAGACAAGGAAGUUAACUUUGCUGCUUGCGUGCGAUUGGUGGAGAAGGCAAAAGAAGGCGGGGCCAAUAUGGUUUUCCUCCCUGAGGGCUUUGACUACAUCGGUUCCAGCCAAAAAGAAACUUUGCAACUGUCGGAAAACCUUACAGGGGACACAAUCUCACGUUACUCGGACCUUGCCAGGAAGCUGAACAUAUGGCUUUCCCUGGGGGGAUUUCAUGAAAGAGGAGAUGACUGGGAACAUGAUAGGCGGAUCUACAAUACUCACCUCAUCAUUAAUGGAAUGGGUCACAUUGUGUCAGUGUACAGAAAAUGUCAUCUGUUUGAUGUGGAACUACCAGAAAAGAAGGUGUCCCUCAAGGAAAGUGCCUUCACCAUCCCUGGACAGAGUCUUUCACCCCCUGUUCAGACCCCAAUUGGAAAGGUUGGACUUGGUAUUUGCUAUGACCUAAGAUUUCCGGAACUCUCAGUGGCACUUCUGCGUCAGGGAGCAGAAAUUCUGACGUAUCCAUCAGCUUUCACAGUGGCAACAGGAACAGCUCACUGGGAGGUGCUGCUUCGUGCCAGAGCUGUUGAGACUCAGUGCUUUGUUUUGGCUGCUGCCCAAGUGGGAUGCCACCAUGCAAAGCGUGCAUCAUAUGGCCAUGCUUUGGCAGUUGACCCCUGGGGUGAGGUACUUGGUGACUGUGGAGGUACAGAGGUAGGCUUAACACUGGUGGAGAUUGACAUGGACAAGCUCAGAGACAUAAGAAGGAACAUGCCAGUGCUGCAACAUCGACGAGAGGAAAAGUUCUACUAUAGCCUAGAUUGAAAAUAUUGUAUUUUUAGUGCCAUUUAAUCUUCGUUGUAAUAUUCCAUGAAUAAUCCAAUCAGUUGACUGGUGAUUGAGUGCUUUGAAGGAGCUGCACAUUUGUGUUCUUUCCAAUAUAUACUAAUACAAUGUUUUAAUAAUUAUAAAAUGUGCAGUAAAUUAUCUGUUAAUUUUAAACAAUGUUUUGUUUUCUGUUUUUGUUUUUUUUUUUUUUUUUUUUUUAACAGUUAACCACAGCUAAGACACAAGCACAGCAGCAGACUGAGUGUCCUAGCUGUGGCCUUGCAGUUAGUCAAAGUUGAGACACACCAGCACAAUAGUUGGAUAGAAGCAUAAAAUUAGUAAUAAAAAGUUGAGGAAUAAUUAAUGAAUAAAUUGCAGGAAAUAAGUUUUGCAGAAAAGCUGUUAUGUCCCUGUGUAUGAGUGGGUGUGUAUUUUUCUUUCUUGUUCUGUCUCUCUCACCCCCUCACUCUCUAUACAGCUAUCCUGUUUGUCAUUUGUAUAUCUUCUUGUCAUGCUUUAUUAGUGAUGCCAUCACUGUUUCACCGCCAGCCAAUCAGACCCCCUGCCGCAAGUUUAAAACAGCAGAAGUUGGAUCCUGCGCCCCCAACUUGUUCCUCGCAUUGCUUAGCUGGAUAUGUUUGGUUUAGAUUUUUUCUAUUCUUUAGCACCACUCAUGUUCCUUUUCCUUAUGUGACCUCAUGUGUUUGUACAUUCCAUGUAUAUCAUGUAAUUAAUCUCCAAGUAUUCACUUGUACAUAGUAAAUCAAACGCUUGCAUGGUGUGUGCAAAAGCGACUAAUGUGUGUGCGCUCCCUAAUAUGCUUCCGUUACAAACAAAUGUGCUAUUGAUAAUAAUUGA
Messenger RNA from Scleropages formosus (Asian bonytongue), 2077 nucleotides. RefSeq names its product nitrilase 1 (gene nit1). Gene Ontology annotation, molecular function: hydrolase activity, acting on carbon-nitrogen (but not peptide) bonds, in linear amides. NCBI's taxonomy places the organism in Eukaryota, Metazoa, Chordata, Actinopteri, Osteoglossiformes, Osteoglossidae. The transcript has 6 exons. The record is from RefSeq and is a predicted model, not a curated record. The coding region runs from base 269 to 1216 and encodes 315 amino acids.